CCUUUUAUCAACUUGUUUAUUUAAUUACAAUUUUUUUUUUUUAAAUAAACAAAAAGAAACUAUCAGAUUCUCGUUAUUCUUCUUUCCUAUUCGGUCAUGGAGGUUUCUCUAUCUCUGUCUUCGGCAAAACCCAAAGUUUACUUACGCCCUUUCUCAACAGAGUCAAGAGCAAAGCUCUCUCAAUGGGAUCUAUGUUCACUUUCCCAAUCUCUAGCCAUAAGAACGGGACAGCCUUUAUUUGGCCAUCAUCACACUCUCUCACUGUCCCGGAAGAAUAACUAUGUGAAGGUUAUUUGUUGUCAAAAGGAGGAAAAUUUAUUAGUGGACAGCAGGUCCAUUGAAGAGAUUUAUGAUGCCUUAGCAUUACGUCUUGUUCCAACAGCGGCAGUAACAGCUGACCCCAAUUUCAAAUAUAUUGUUGGUCUGGCUGGUCCCCCUGGUGCUGGAAAGACUACUCUGGCAUCUGAAGUGGUGCAACGGGUAAACAAGUUAUGGCCACAGAAAGCUCCUUCGCUGGAUUCUCAAGUUAACCCUCCAGAUGUUGCUGCUGUUCUUCCCAUGGACGGGUUCCAUCUCUAUCGCUCCCAGCUGGAUGCAAUGGAGAAUCCAAAGGAAGCCCAUGCUAGAAGGGGAGCUCCGUGGACAUUUAACCCUGAGCUACUGCUUACAUGUCUCAAGACUCUGAGAACUCAGGGAUCAGUUUCUGUACCAUCAUUUGACCAUGGCGUUGGAGAUCCAGUGGAAGAUGAUAUCUUUGUGACCCUUCAGCACAAAGUGGUCAUAGUAGAAGGAAAUUAUAUAUUUUUGGAAGAUGGUACUUGGAAGGAAAUAUCAUCUAUCUUUGAUGAGAAGUGGUUCAUUGACAUCGACAUCGACAAAGCUAUGCAAAGAGUAUUAAAGAGACAUAUUUCAACAGGAAAACCUCCAGAUGUUGCUAAAUGGAGGAUAGAAUACAACGACCGGCCCAAUGCAGAGCUUAUAAUCAAGUCGAAGGGGAAUGCAGAUUUGAUAAUCCAGUCAGUUGAUUUCCAAAAGUGAAAUUUGCUGGUGUUGUAUACCAGCCAAUAAAGGAUGGUCAGCUACAGCUGAAGGAACACCAUACCAUAAACUGUGCAUUCAUUCAAUUGCCAAUUAUAUUAUUUUACUUUAUGGGGACUAAACCAGUCAUUGUUUGGGAAGGAUGGGCUUAAACUUUAAAUGAUGCAACUUUUCUUAUCUGGGUUGUGUUAAAGUACAUGUGAAUUUUUUGUUUUCCCCGUUUUUUAUGACGAACUUUUCGAUAGAAAAAAUAAAAAAAGUGCACCAUUACAAGAUCA
Messenger RNA from Humulus lupulus (European hop), 1316 nucleotides. Its product is annotated as putative uridine kinase C227.14. NCBI's taxonomy places the organism in Eukaryota, Viridiplantae, Streptophyta, Magnoliopsida, Rosales, Cannabaceae. The transcript has 12 exons. The record is from RefSeq and is a predicted model, not a curated record. Gene Ontology annotation, cellular component: cytoplasm. Bases 97 to 1038 code for a protein of 313 amino acids. Gene Ontology annotation, molecular function: kinase activity; ATP binding.